Molecule: messenger RNA, 618 nt
Organism: Daldinia childiae
Lineage: Eukaryota; Fungi; Ascomycota; Sordariomycetes; Xylariales; Hypoxylaceae
Exons: 2
Coding region: 1-618 (205 amino acids)
Source: RefSeq, a predicted model, not a curated record
AUGUUGUUUUAUUUUGUUACUUUUCUCGCUUUUGUCACCCAAACAUUAGCUUCCAACUCUACGGGACCUUUUGCCCUUCACAUUACAAGCCAGUCGAACUCAUCAAUUAAUGGAUAUGCUGCAGCGUGUCAUGCUGGCGCGGCCAUAGAAGGCCUUUGUUAUUCAUCUGGUGGUGGUGGGAGUGUGACUGAAUUCUAUUUCAAUUACACUUCCUUCAACUCGGAUACGGGAGUCCCCUCGCAACCCGGCUGGAUCACGUACUUGUUGAAAGCCGGUAGUAAUAACGGUACUAUUACUGUGCCCUCCUCAUUACGUCUUGAACCGAGCUUUGGAAGCAACGUUUACACAGCUCUUAUCUAUCCUGGCGUUGAGGAUGGUACCUCUGUUUACUUCCACCCGAAUAACGGCACAUUGUACAUGAACGGGGGCUACGACGAUUCAAGCUUCAACGCAACAUAUCCUAUCCCGCCUCCAUCCCUAGGCAAUCUCACCAACUUCCACUUAUGCUACCAAUUCACCGGUGGUUACUACUACCGGUCAAUUGCCUGGGUAUCUACACAGCCGCCACAUAAUCCGUCAUGUGAACCUGUCAACCUGAGUAUAGAAAACCUUUCCUAG